Vidua chalybeata is the source of this 2631-nucleotide messenger RNA. It is a transcript of the gene KCTD17, whose product is annotated as potassium channel tetramerization domain containing 17. Gene Ontology annotation, molecular function: cullin family protein binding. Bases 906 to 1871 code for a protein of 321 amino acids. Lineage: Eukaryota; Metazoa; Chordata; Aves; Passeriformes; Viduidae. Gene Ontology annotation, biological process: protein homooligomerization; proteasome-mediated ubiquitin-dependent protein catabolic process. The record is from RefSeq and is a predicted model, not a curated record. The transcript is spliced from 8 exons. Gene Ontology annotation, cellular component: Cul3-RING ubiquitin ligase complex; cytoplasm.
CGCUGUUGCCCAGGCACAAACAGGGAUGGCAGGAGCCCAGGGGAAGGAUGUGGGGGUUUGUGCUGGUAGAGCAGGCCAGAGGGGAAGUUUGCUGGGUCAGCAACUCCUCUGAGCUGGAAGAAAAAUUAUUCCUGCCCCCUGCCAGUACUUCAUGCAGAUCCAAAAUACAGUUCCCAGAACUGUUCCUACAUAUGUUAUCAAGAAGGCAACUGUCUGCAUAUUUUGCUGCAAGAAAGUAUGGCAACUGAUGUGGCACUGAGCAGUGAGCCUGAGGUAGUGGAUGUCCUGAAGGGAAUGCUGUGAAGUACAGCGCUGAGGGGCUUAAUCUGCCGACUGCCAGGAAGCAGGUUAUGCUUCCUGUCUCCGAGGAAGCCUGCAGACAUGAUCCAGGACUGGAAACAGGUAGAGUACCAGCCGCAGGGCUGGGGUCCUGCGGUGCAGAGCCCUUCGUUACAGCAUCCUCAUUGCCGGAACAGCGAGCUGGGAAAACUACAGUUCCCAUCACCCUUUUGUGCAUGAACCUGCGAAACUACAGUUCCCAGAACCUUUUAAUGAGCCAGAGAGGAUGUCUGUGGAAAGAAAUGCCGACGAUUUUUGCAUAACACCCUGCACCUCCGGAGUGCUGACCGGCCCAUGGUCUGUGAAAACGGGAACAGGGGAAAAGCCAGGGAGUGUUAGCUCUGCGGAGCUGACGCUUUGCCCGCCCCAACAGCCGCAGUGAUAUCCUCCAGCGCCGAGCAACCUUCCUCCUCUCAGGACUCCCUUGGUAGUCACAGGGAAGAUCCUGGUCCCCGGGAAACACGGCUGCUGCGGAGGGAGAGGCAGAUAAACUACAGAUCCCGGCAUUCUCCGACAGGCAGCACCUGCGGCAGUCCCUGCACGCCGUGGGGGAGGUGGGGGUGAGGAUGAGGAUGGAGGGCAGGGAGGAGAUGCAGGACGCUGUGGGGCUACGCUGCACUUGGGACAUUCCGCCACCCGCUGGCACCCAGGCCAAGUGGGUGAGGCUCAAUGUGGGGGGCACCGUCUUCCUCACCACCAGGCAGACCCUGUGUCGGGAGCAGAAAUCUUUCCUGUGUCGUUUGUGCCAGGGCGAGGAGCUGCAGUCGGACCGGGAUGAAACUGGUGCAUACCUAAUAGAUCGGGACCCCACUUACUUUGGACCGAUUCUGAAUUUCCUCCGUCAUGGGAAGCUGGUCCUGGAUAAAGAUAUGGCUGAAGAGGGGAUCCUUGAAGAAGCUGAGUUCUAUAACAUUGGUCCUUUGAUCCGAAUAAUCAAGGAUCGAAUGGAGGAGAAGGACUACACAGUAACACAGGUGCCUCCUAAGCAUGUCUACCGUGUGCUGCAGUGCCAGGAAGAGGAGCUCACUCAGAUGGUUUCCACUAUGUCAGAUGGAUGGCGCUUUGAGCAGCUUGUGAACAUUGGCUCAUCCUAUAAUUAUGGGAAUGAGGAUCAGACAGAAUUCCUGUGCGUGGUCUCCAAGGAGUUGUACAACUCCCCCAAUGGCCUGAGCUCUGAGCCCAGCCACAAAGCCAAGAACACAGAGGAGGACCUGGAGGAGGAAGAGCAGGAGGUGGAGGAGGAGGCAGAGGCAGAAGCAGAAGCAGAGGAGAAAGACUGUCCAUCUAUUCGGGAUUGUGCUAAACUCUCUUCCUGCGGACCCUCCCUCCUGCUCCCUUCCGUGUCCAUCCCAGCACUGUCAUCUACCUCCCACAUUGCCCCACUCGCCAGCCUCCAGCAUCCUUCCCUCUGCUCUCUUUGUCCCUCAGGGCUCAGAGUGGUCUCUGCCCAGGGCCCUGUUUCUCUCUGCUCCUCACUUUUCCUCCUCUGCAGGUAUGUUACCUGUCUGCACUCCCAGCUCCUGCCAGCCUGAGCUCUGCAUGAGUGACUCACUUCCCACUUGUGGCUGUUACAAGCCAGAGAUCUGAGGAUGUGAUCUGAACACUCUACUCCAGCCUUUUCGUUUUUUGUUUAUAUCUUUAUUUUUGUACUGCAGUGUAUGGCAGCCCCUUGUCCCACAGUGACGCCCCCGGCCCCCUUCACUCUUCACAUGCAGCCAUUUUUUUUACAAACUCACCUCGGAGGCUGAGCUUCCAGCCCUGGAGGAGGGCAGAUGCUCCAUAGAGCUCCUGAGCUGCUGUAGGAGCGGGAGCCCACAGCCCCCUCCUAUGCCUGGCAGUUCGGCUUUCCUUAAUGUCACAGUGGCCCCUGGUGGGGACAUCAGCGAUCAGCCACUGCAGCCUGCGGUCCUUUUCUGAGCACCCUGGAUGCAAUUGCGGACCGAGGUGGUGGCAGCUGUGGAAGGACCAGCCCUUGCCCUUUCACUGUUGCAGGCAACUGGUGUGGGCUUGUGGCCUGGGGACAAAUGCAAAGCCACCGUCCUUUUCUGGGCUACCUGUAUCGCUCGGAGGUGUCCCUGUGCUGGGUAUCACGUUCCUUGGUGCCUCCCUCCCUGUCCCCCAAAGCAGCUCUGUGCCAGCAGUGUGAGGAGGAGAAUGAUGUGCUGCCUGGGUACCAGGAACAUGCUGAUAUUCUGUCAGCCACCACCACGUAGAUCCCAGUUUUGGGGAGAGGGGUGUUUGCUUCACUGCUGUGUCUGAAGACUCCUGAAUAAAAUUCACAGUCUGUUCCUC